AUGUCUUCCAGCUUGCAUACGACGGCCGCCAAGUCAUCUCGCGUUACCAAACCCACUCGUCGCAAGAGCAACAAUCCGUUGUUGCGCCGUUCGUCUUCGUCGCUCGCCGCGAGCCCACGUCGCAAGUCGUCAUCCGAAUCUGCCACAAACGUCGGUGCCGUCGGCGAUGAGAGCGUAUUCGAUGAGCCGCUUGAUGAUACUGGUCGUGUCGCCUCGCUAGCCACCGAUCUUGAGCUACGCGAUGUGCCUCAGUUCAUCCAAAAUAUCCGGACCAGGAUGUUUACGUCUGUCCCGGAGCGCGCAUCCGGCAUGAAUGGCCAGAAGACGGCAGAAGUGCUGAACUUUCGCAUGAACUUGCCACCCGUCGUAUCUGUCGCCCAUGUGCAUGCUCUCAGCAGGUCUCCGACUGUCACAGAAAGAGAGAUUGCAGAGUUGACGCGUGCUGGGAUCAUACGGAAGGUCGUAAUACCGGGACGAGGUGCCGGCGGUGCUGCUGUAGGAGAAGGCUUAGUGCUCGUGUCCGAGUGGGAGAGACUGGUUCGAUCGCAUCCGGGUCUGGAGGAUGAGAUGAAAGAGAAGUACAUUUCAUUGCUGCGCUCACAACCUACUUCAGCCACGGUAUCGGCUGCGCAGCUCGGCAAGGAUGAAAUAGCAGCAUUCUGCGGCACCGGAUUCUUGACCUCAGCGAACCCUUCUGCUGGGAACGCCGAGGUCUUCUCCCGGCCCGGCGCCGCGUCAUUGGGCUCGCUCGCCAGCUCCAGCGCAAAAGCUGCGUCUGGCUCGCUGAAUGCUGUUGGUGGCGCCCACGCCUUUACAUCCAGUGGCGCAAGCGGGGGUGGCGUCGUGUCGACCGACAGACAAAGGACAGCACCGGGGGGUGUCUACAGCUUUGCGCUGCCCAACAUGGGCCCGUAUCUUCGGCUGUUGACCACUGCACGUGUGCAUCUACUGAGUCUGUUGAGCAAGACGUCCAGAUACAAGGAGGCGCCUGUGAGCCUACUCAAGGAGCGCUGGGAUGGCGGUAUCGCGGGCGAAGACCUCGCGAGUAAAGCGCGCAAGGCCAGAGGUGAUUUUACCGGAGUGUUGCCCGGGCGGACCAAGAAAUGGAAGACAUUUCAUGGCUUAAGCUUCGAGUGGGUUCUAGAGGAAUGCACUGGCAGCGGACUGGUCGAGCUGUUUCAGACGCACAGUGUGGGCGUCGGGGUUAGAGCAGCAUGA
This is a messenger RNA of Diplodia corticola, 1218 nucleotides long. Its product is annotated as serine-threonine protein kinase 19 protein. Lineage: Eukaryota; Fungi; Ascomycota; Dothideomycetes; Botryosphaeriales; Botryosphaeriaceae. Gene Ontology annotation, biological process: positive regulation of Ras protein signal transduction; protein phosphorylation. The coding region runs from base 1 to 1218 and encodes 405 amino acids. The record is from RefSeq and is a predicted model, not a curated record. The transcript has 2 exons. Gene Ontology annotation, molecular function: protein serine/threonine kinase activity.